AUGGACCUCAUCGAUCGAGAGUAUCCAACAAGCGACGACAAGCCUCCAUGGUAUGGUAUGAUAUUCAAACAGUCAGUAUAUUCUGAUGCCAUGCUCGAAAGUCUCAAGAGGCGGUAUCCGGAAGGUGCGAAUCUGCGAGAGAGGAAGCAUAUGGCUGCCAUUGAUUUCCUACAACAAGAACUCAAGAAUAUGCAAGCAAGUGAAGCAGCUUUGAUAUCUAAAACCCGUCCAACAAACUUGAUGCCUGAAGUAGCAUCACACGAUUGUCAACACCAGAGAACGGGAUCACCGCCCUAUUCGCCAACUGCUCAACUGUCACCUCCGAAUAUCACGGAUGGAUACCAUGGUAGAAGAAGUCCUACAAACAAAGUAUUCUUGGAACAGCCUCCAACCGUUCCAAGCAAUGCUUCUGGACGAGAGAUUGUUUUCAGUAUUGCAAACAGACCCCUAGUGCAGCGCCAAAGGAGGAAGAAGAUGACCGCAUCAGAGAAGAUCUCCUACAAGCAGAUGAGGAAGAUCGGCGCUUGCGAUAGUUGCAAGCGUCAAAAAGCAAAAUGCAGGCACGUUGGUGGUGAAAGAGACAGAUACAGAGAUUCUCGAGGCGCCAGUAGCACGCCACAAAGAAAUACUCAACCAAUUUCCGACUCAGCAACACUAACAGCCAAUGCAACGAACGAGCACAAACCGCAAGCUCAAGCUCCUCAGCACUUGCGAGAACUGUCAUAUGAGCUCAAACCCUCUCUUCAAACAGUGUCGAUAGCAACGCCUGUCACUGUAUCGGGGAGCCCAAGUCCACAUUGGGCCCAAGAUAUGCAAGAGGGUGCACAGUCGGAGUUGUCUGGGUACGUACCUGCUCCAGCCACUUUAAAUUCUUACAGUGCAUACUCAAAUGUUACAUUUGAGAGCACUAUUGAUCCACAACUCCUGAAAAUGGAUUAUCAUGGCCCGGUUGUCUUCACCGAAGCGAGUGGCUCCUUUCCUAUGUCUUUGACCCCCGGAACCACAACCUCUGGCAGUUUCUACUCCAAAAACACCCCAGAGUUUUGGAGCCCAGUGCAAGGAUACCGCCCGGAUGAAAAUCCCCCAGGCUAA
This is a messenger RNA of Bipolaris victoriae FI3, 1092 nucleotides long. RefSeq lists its product as hypothetical. Lineage: Eukaryota; Fungi; Ascomycota; Dothideomycetes; Pleosporales; Pleosporaceae. The transcript is spliced from 3 exons. The coding region runs from base 1 to 1092 and encodes 363 amino acids. The record is from RefSeq and is a predicted model, not a curated record.